AUGGGCAGCUCCAUAGACACCACAAGAGUGAGCUUGAUUGUGGACUCGGGACCAGCCACAGACCGUAUAGAGUUGCCAAAUGUGUUCACCAAACACAAGAUCAACAUUCAGAGUACCCACAUGGCCAAGAUGGAAGAGAUAGCUGGACUACCCUACCUGCAGGGUAUUGACCUACCGUUUGCAGGCGAGAAGGAAGUUGGACUCCUGAUUGGUCAAGAUAUUCCGAGAGCACUGAUGCCUCUCGAAAUAAGAAGAGGAAAGGCAAAGGACGGACCCUAUGCUGUGCGAACGGCAUUGGGAUGGUCGCUACAUGGCCCAGUGAACAAAGUCGGCACAACAGAGCAGAACACUCAUGCUACCUCUACCUUCAUUCAAGGAGACAUCGGCCUGGAAGAACAGGUUCAUAAGUUUUGGAAGCUGGAGGCAUCCGAUACACUACAUGAUGAAAGAGGCAUGUCAGUGAACGACCAAAGAGCUCUGAAGAUGUGGAAAGGUGGAAUAAGCAUUGAUGGAGGACAUUAUCAGUUGCCAGUGCCAUUCAAGCGUCAUCCUCCAUGCCUGCCAAAUAAUCGGUGGUUAGCAGAACAGAGGUUGCAGAGUCUUGCAAGAAAGCUUGGCAAAGAUGACAGUCUCCGUCGUAAGUACCAAGAAGGCAUCGAGGACUUACUCAAGAAGGGGUAUGCUGAGGAAGUAGAGAAACAAGAAUGUCAGUCUGAAGAUCAGGCUAUCUGGUAUCUUCCUCACCAUCCAGUUUUCCACCCCAUGAAACCCGACAAACUACGCAUCGUGUUCGAUUGUGCAGAUAAGAGCGGAGGUGUGUCUCUCAAUGAUGAAGUUCUGCAAGGGCCAGAUCUGACAAAUAAACUUACCGGAGUCUUGCUGAGAUUCAGACAGGGACCAGUCGCCUUCAUGGCAGAUGUGGAGGCCAUGUUUCAUCAAGUUCGAGUACCAGUGGAAGAACGAGAUGUGUUGAGGUUCCUAUGGUGGCCAUCUGGCGACAUGACUCAACAACCAAAGGUGUAUAGGAUGUGUGUGCACCUGUUCGGCGGGACCUGGAGCCCCAGUUGCUGCAAUUUUGCACUGCGCCAAACAGCCGAUGAUAACCAAGACGAGUUCAGUCCUGAAGCUGUAGAAAUUGUGAAGCGCAAUUUCUAUGUUGACGACUGCCUGGUUUCCGUCGAGUCUGAAGAGAAGGCUGUGAAUCUAUCGGACGAGCUGAGAAAUCUGCUGCAAAGAGGCGGAUUCAAAUUGACCAAGUGGCUGAGUAACAAACCAAGUGUCCUGAAGUCCAUCCCUACUGAAGAACGAUCCAAGCAGUUGAAGGGUCUUGACCUAAACCUUGAUGCUCUACCUGUUGACAGAGCCUUGGGCGUCAGCUGGGAUGUUGAAAGAGACUGUUUGGGAUACAAGUUGUCACCUAAGGACAAGCCCCUGACGAGACGUGGGCUAUUGAGCAUUGUGUCAUCAAUCUAUGACCCCCUGGGAUAUGCCAACCCGUUCAUCCUGAGAGCGAGACUGCUACUCCAGGAGCUGACAAGAAUGAAGCUGGGAUGGGAUGAUCCAGUGCCAGAAGAGCACCGACAAAUAUGGCAAGGUUGGUCAGAAGAGCUAGCAGAGAUGAAGGAGUUUGAAGUUAACAGAUGUGUGAAGCCACAUGGCUUUGGCACAGUGACAGAAUACCAGUUGCAUCAUUUUGCAGAUGCCUCAGAGAAGGCUUAUGGAGCAGUGUCCUACCUUGUCAUGAAGAACACCAGCAGUGAGCUACACAGCAGUCUGGUGAUGGCCAAGUCUCAUCUAGCGCCAUUAAAGACAAUGACGAUACCUCGUCUUGAGCUUGCAGCAGCGACCCUUGCUGCUAAGCUUGAUGUUGCAGUGAAGAGAGAGUUAGAUGUACAGGAACCGAUCCACUCGACAUUCUGGACAGAUAGCACCAUUGUGCUGCAGUACAUUAGGAGUACAGACGGGAGGUUUCGCACAUUUGCAGCCAACAGGAUAGCUACCAUACAUAAUGCAUCAGAAGCAAGUCAGUGGCAUUAUGUAGACACAAAGUCAAACCCUGCUGAUGACAUAUCAAGAGGGAUGUCAGCCGGUGAGCUUAAGAAGAGCACAAGGUGGCUACAAGGACCAGAGUUCCUCCUAAUGCCACAAGAACACUGGCCGAAGGAACCACAAGUUAUGGAACCCCUAAGACAGAGUGAUCCGGACCCAAAAAUCAACAGUGAAGGAGUGAUGUGCGUUGGAGGGAGAUUGAAGAAUUCCAAGCUGCAGACACAAGAAAAACAUCCUGUCAUCCUUCCAAAGAAGAAUCACAUUGUCAAGCCAAUAAUUGGUGUAUCAAUGCUGUAUCAGGUCACUCAGGGAGAGAGCAUGUUAUGUCAUUGA
Patiria miniata (bat star) is the source of this 2382-nucleotide messenger RNA. RefSeq lists its product as uncharacterized. The coding region runs from base 1 to 2382 and encodes 793 amino acids. The record is from RefSeq and is a predicted model, not a curated record. The transcript has a single exon. NCBI's taxonomy places the organism in Eukaryota, Metazoa, Echinodermata, Asteroidea, Valvatida, Asterinidae.